Messenger RNA from Parnassius mnemosyne (clouded apollo), 642 nucleotides. The record is from the annotation of a GenBank genome assembly. Lineage: Eukaryota; Metazoa; Arthropoda; Insecta; Lepidoptera; Papilionidae.
UUGGCGGAACCGCCGAUUGACAACCGGUAUCUGCCACCACAACAAGGCUUCACAGGAGCGAUUGCAGCCCCUUCACAAUCUUACGGUGCCCCAGGUUCAGGGUUCGCUGGUCAACGGCAAACAGCUGCAAUAAUCAGAAGCCGUCCGUCUUCAACAUACAGUUCACCGUUCAGUCAACGGUCCAACGUUCGACGCCCGUCUGCCCAAUACGGCGCACCGUCAUCCCAAUACAAUGCUCCGUCCCAAUUGUAUGGCGCCCCAGCAUCUUCCCAAAUGGGGAGGGGCAAUAGCUUCAGCGGGUUCGGAGUUCAAAGCCCAGCAACACAAUACGGGCCGCCUUCCAACGCACCUUCUCAGCAAUAUGGUGAACCUGCAAACUACAAUUUCGAGUACAUGGUGAAAGAUGAUGCUUCAGGCAACGACUUCGGUCAUCGCGAGUCCAGACAAGGUGAUAGAGCUGAAGGACUUUACUAUGUUCUGCUACCCGAUGGCAGAAAGCAGACGGUGGAAUAUGAAGCCGAUCAAGAUGGGUACAAACCAAGAAUUUCGUAUGAAGAUACCGGAUUAAGAACGGGAAGCUACACGGGAAACAACCAAGGCGGUUAUUCCAGCGGAUAUCCGGGUCAGGAAGGACCAUAUUAA